ACGUUCCAAAACUCAUUGAGAGUGGUACAGCCUUCCACUCGUGAGAAAGUACAACGGUAUAAAAUUUGAGGUUAGGAACCUGACGGGAAGGGAGAUCUCCAAUAUAUCAAGUGUUAGGUAAUACUGCCCUGACUAUGGCAAAUAUACUCAAAAAGUCCACGAAUUUAAAAGGCUUAGCCGUUUGCAAAAAUCCUCACCAAGAAUUAAUUCCGUUGUACAAUAGAAUUUUGAGAGUGCUAGAAAAGUUUCCGAAAGACUACACUUAUCGAAAAGAAACAGAAGAGCUUGUCAAGAACAGAUUGAAAGUCAUGAAAAAGAAUGAAAAUAUACAAACUAUAGAGGACAAGAUAAAUUCCGGACAGGUUGAAGAACUUAUAAUACAGGCGAAAAACGAAAUAUCACUGGCAGAGAAGAUGUUAGUAUGGAAACCAUGGGAGAAAUUGAUGCAGGAUGCACCACCCAACCAGUGGACGUGGCCGCCGUAUAAAUAAUCUCAAUUUGUUAUAGAUAUUUGUACAUAGCAUAUACAGCUACUACUAAUGUGAAUGAAUAGAUUACGCAUUAUAUAUACGUUCACAAUAUUAAUGUGAGACAUUGUUAUUUAAUAAAUAUUCCUUAUAACGCUCUCA
This is a messenger RNA of Monomorium pharaonis (pharaoh ant), 629 nucleotides long. RefSeq names its product NADH dehydrogenase [ubiquinone] 1 alpha subcomplex subunit 5 (gene ND-13B). Bases 135 to 491 code for a protein of 118 amino acids. Lineage: Eukaryota; Metazoa; Arthropoda; Insecta; Hymenoptera; Formicidae. Gene Ontology annotation, biological process: respiratory electron transport chain. The transcript is spliced from 3 exons. The record is from RefSeq and is a predicted model, not a curated record.